This is a messenger RNA of Fusarium redolens, 663 nucleotides long. RefSeq lists its product as uncharacterized. The record is from RefSeq and is a predicted model, not a curated record. The transcript has 3 exons. The coding region runs from base 1 to 663 and encodes 220 amino acids. NCBI's taxonomy places the organism in Eukaryota, Fungi, Ascomycota, Sordariomycetes, Hypocreales, Nectriaceae.
AUGUUGACGGCCAGAAUUCUUCCUUUGGGCUUCAUUGCCAUGCGACAGCGUCUGUCACUGUCACUGUCACUGUUGGAAGUUCUGCAACGGAGACCGCCGCCAUUUGAAACCACCAUCACUGAGGGUGCUGGUACAACUACUGAAGCACUUGCUACGUUUGUCGGCAGCACCACUACAGAAGCGCCUACGACUACCACUGAAGCAGCAUGCGUUGCAACCAACGUCAUCCAAAAUUCUGGCUUUGACAGCCCCGCCAACGGCAGUCCAUGGGCACUCAGCGGUUACACUUUUGUUAGCACAUCCGACCCACGAUCGUCCCCCAACCAUAUCUUCUUCGCCGCCGAGAUUGGCAACGGACCCAUCCAGCAAGACAUCCCUAACUUAGACCUUUCCAAAGCUUAUCAAUUCUCGUACUAUUACACUCGUGGAGAAUUCUUCGAUAGCACUGACUGCGUUAUCACUGUCAAAGCGGGCGCCGCCCUCCUGGAUACGAACCCCAUCGUCUCAACGAGCCCCAAGUUUUUAUACACCAAGCGACGGUUUUAUGUAUCGGCUGGCACUCUUUCCUCUACUACAAUCGAGAUAAAUGCGUCCUGCGGCAACUUCAAUGGAGGCACGAAUAUUCUGGUUGAUGAUUCCAUGGAAGUGGCCUGCCACGACUGA